AACAUUUCAAACAAACUUUCCAAACAGAAUUUCCCGCCGUCCUCUCUUUCUAGUUUCUUCCUUAAUCUUCAAUUUCCCCAGAAUACUAGUUUCUUAAUUUCAAGAACCCAGUUUCUUUCUACCCAAAUAUCUGAUGGCUUCUCUUCAUUCAGCAACCAAUUCAACCCAUGCGUCUGAUCUUGGGUUCUUCCUCAUUCGAAAUUUCAUUUUAAUGGGAACUACUGCUGCUGCUUCAAACAACGCUGUUGAGAGGUGCAACCAAAUUCUGGUUUCACAUAAUAUCAGCAGAAAGAUUUGGCAGAAUGAGGAAUCUGGCAAUUGUGCAAUAUCUGAUGGUUCCUUUCCUGGAGCCUCAGCCUCAAGUAGUCCCUCAAGAUUCAUCAUAGAUUCUCCUGGUCGAAAAGUAGGUGAUAGACAGCCAAAUGGUUAUUUGGCCAAUCAAAAUGGUGUACACAAUGUGAAUCCUAAUGGUGCCGGUAAUGGAAGGGGUGCUAAUAUUCAUCCCAAUGUUGGGAAUGUGGGACCUGUUAUGAAUGGAAUUGGUGGUAAUCAUGGAGGGAAUGGGAAUGGGAAUGGGAAUGGUGCUGGUGCUGGUGCUGGUGCUGGUGCUGGUGCUGAAGGCAAUGGUGGGGAGCCAAUUACGAUAAACAGGUACACUGCGAAUAAUGAGUAUAUCGAAACCAUUGAAACGCAGAUAAUUGCAAAUAAUUAUGCUAGUUGGAAUGCCUUUGCCGGAGCUAUCAGUCAUCUUUGGCAUGAGAGGAACGACAAUCCAGUCCCCACUGGGAUACCACAUCCGUAUCCUUUAUUCUGUUGGCCAGGGAGUAUUUCUGUCUAUGGACGUCUUGAAGCUAAUGAUGAUCUGCAUUCUGUCGAUUUCGAUGUGCUAAACCCUGAGGAAUGGGGAGAUGUAAGAGAACAAAUCAAUUACCUCAGGCUAGUUGAGCUCGGCCAACCUGGGAACAGAACAAUUAUUAUACAUAGGUAUAAUGCAAAUGAUGAGCAUAUAGAAACCUUCAACAGCCAAAUAAUUGCCUAUGGAUAUGGUAGUUGGUAUGCCUUAGCCCGAGCUAUAUUUCAAAUAUGGAAGCAGAGGAACCUCAAUGUCAAUGAACCUGAGAUAGCACAAAUGAAUCCUGACUUAUGUUGGCCUGGGAGUAUGCCUGGCUUUGGAAUUCAUGUAUCUGGGCAAUUGCUGCCUUUAAACUGGCCUGAACAUGCAUGGGGAUCUGUAAGAGGGGUAAUCAAUAGCCUCCAUCUGUUUGAGGAGGCGCAACAUGCCAACUGACAUCACCUACAAACAAGGAACUUAAUCUUGCAAAAUUAAAUACUCUUUUUGUUUUGUUUUUUCAGUCUGGGAAGACAUAUUAGAUUCUAUACAUGUGAGAAUGCUUUCUAAAUUCCAAGUAUGAAAUUCAAUGUGUACAAUUUGUAAAAAAAUCCUCAUGCAGAGAAGGUUAAAUAAAAUGGAGUUUUUCUUGUUUCCUAAA
Messenger RNA from Spinacia oleracea (spinach), 1490 nucleotides. RefSeq lists its product as uncharacterized. The record is from RefSeq and is a predicted model, not a curated record. NCBI's taxonomy places the organism in Eukaryota, Viridiplantae, Streptophyta, Magnoliopsida, Caryophyllales, Amaranthaceae. The coding region runs from base 134 to 1288 and encodes 384 amino acids. The transcript is spliced from 4 exons.